This is a messenger RNA of Populus trichocarpa (black cottonwood), 1068 nucleotides long. RefSeq names its product triosephosphate isomerase, cytosolic. Bases 130 to 894 code for a protein of 254 amino acids. Gene Ontology annotation, cellular component: cytosol. The record is from RefSeq and is a predicted model, not a curated record. Gene Ontology annotation, biological process: glyceraldehyde-3-phosphate biosynthetic process; glycerol catabolic process; glycolytic process. NCBI's taxonomy places the organism in Eukaryota, Viridiplantae, Streptophyta, Magnoliopsida, Malpighiales, Salicaceae. The transcript has 9 exons. Gene Ontology annotation, molecular function: triose-phosphate isomerase activity.
ACAGUAAAUAAAAUAACCACAGAUUUAUGGAUCCAUCACCAUAAGAACUCCACAAAUAUCAAACAAAAACCCGAAACUGAAAACAAAAACAAAAACUAAAAAUCAAAACCCGUCACUCCACAAUCUACAAUGGGCAGGAAGUUUUUCGUUGGCGGUAACUGGAAAUGCACUGGAACCACCGAAGAAGUGAAGAAGAUAGUGUCAACUCUCAAUGAUGCUCAAGUGCCCUCAUCUGAUGUUGUUGAGGUUGUUGUAAGCCCUCCAUACGUGUUUCUUCCUCUGGUGAAAAGUUCGCUGAGGCCUGAUUUUCAUGUUGCGGCUCAAAAUUGUUGGGUUAAGAAAGGAGGUGCUUUCACCGGUGAAGUCAGUGCUGAGAUGCUUGUGAAUCUGGGUAUUCCUUGGGUCAUUCUUGGUCACUCCGAAAGGAGAAGUCUCCUGAAUGAAUCAAAUGAGUUUGUGGGCGACAAGGUUGCAUAUGCACUUUCUCAAGGGUUGAAGGUGAUAGCUUGUGUUGGUGAGACUCUUGAGCAGCGGGAAGCAGGAUCUACCAUGGAGGUUGUUGCAGCACAAACCAAAGCAAUUGCAGCACGAGUAUCAAACUGGGCUGAUGUUGUUUUGGCCUAUGAGCCCGUGUGGGCUAUUGGAACAGGAAAGGUUGCAAGUCCUGCUCAGGCACAGGAGGUGCAUUUUGAACUGAGGAAAUGGCUCCAUGCAAAUACCAGCCCUGAAGUUGCUGCAACCACCAGGAUUAUUUAUGGAGGAUCCGUUAAUGGUGCAAACUGCAAGGAAUUGGCAGCAAAACCUGAUGUUGAUGGCUUUUUGGUUGGUGGUGCUUCCCUAAAGCCGGAGUUCAUUGACAUUAUCAAGUCUGCUGAAGUGAAGAAAAGUGCCUGAGCACAGAACCAGGGCACUGGGGGCGACUCUUUGAUGCUUAUGUUUGGGGAGGUAUAGAAUCCAUCAUGUACAAUUUAGACAUGUUUUCGAGGAAAUAAGUUUUCAAUCUUGUGUAAUGAUAUCAGCACUUUAACCGGCUUUAUGUUUGAAUAAAGAUAACUAUUUCCUUCCCAA